Dermacentor albipictus is the source of this 3162-nucleotide messenger RNA. NCBI's taxonomy places the organism in Eukaryota, Metazoa, Arthropoda, Arachnida, Ixodida, Ixodidae. The record is from RefSeq and is a predicted model, not a curated record.
CGCGUCCGGAACCGAGCGCCAGGACCUCCGAGCGCAGGCAAAAAGCAAAAGCCGCCGAACCAGUUCACGGACCGCCAAUUACAGAGCAGGCCCCGCGAGAGAGACGGCCGAAGUGGAGGGGGUCUUCCAAGAUGGCGUCUGGCUCCCCCUCUCUCGGGCUGGCGGCCGGUGAGAAGAAACUUGGUUCCCUACCUGGCGACGAAGAAAAGCCCUCCUCGCCGGCGCAGCGCCGACAGCAGCCGCCCCCUCUCCGACGCGUCCCCCCCAGGUCGGCCCGGCGUCGCAGUCGAAGCGAGUCGUUCCCCGUGGAGUAGUCGUGCCGGCGCUCUGCUGCAACCUUGCGGAUUACGCGACCACGCCGCUGGGACCUUCUUGUCCGUGCCGACGCGUGGACCGGCCGGAGUGCGCGGCGACACUGUGCAGCAGCGUGCGGACCGCCAUGAGCCCCGCGUGAGACCGGCUGCCGCUUCAGAGAACGCGCGACGCGACCUGUCUUUGCUUGUGGCCCGCUCCGGGGCGCCCAGGGUGCAAUCCUCGCCCAGCCGCGGCCGGAUGGCGGUCAUGUGCGGCGGCGGCCGCCAAGCUGUCGGAGGGCAGCUACGGUCACGGACAUUAGGCGUAGUCCUCGUGGUCUUGGCCCUCAGCGGGGCCACAUCGGCGAACAUCGACAAGGGCGGAGAACUCAGAUGCCAAGACGGCUGGUCACAAGACGGCGUCUACUGCUACAAAUUCUUCAGUAAUCAGCACUCAUGGAGGAGAGCAGAGGAAGUCUGCCGCAGGUACGGCAGCCAGUUAGCGCUAAUAUUAAAUUACAAUCAAAACAAUUUUACGAGAAGUCUUGCAACUACUGGUCUCAAGGAUGUGCCUCAGAGUGCAUACUGGAUAGGUCUCAAGUCUGUGGACGACCUCUCCACAAAUACGUUGGAGUCAUCGAGCGGCUACUUCAUCCCCAAAUACGUGGGCCACUGGGCUUUGGACCAGCCGCGACCAAAGGACGGCCAGUGCGUGCAGGCGCGCCUCACUGAACGCACCCAGGAGUGGCGCCUGGCUCCGUGCGAGGCACUGCUGCCAUUCAUCUGCCAAGUGCCUGCCUGCCCCGAAGGUUCCUUCCUGUGCAGCAAUGGAAAGUGUCUCAAUAACCGGUGGAUGUGUGACGGACAGGACGAUUGUGGAGAUGAGUCCGAUGAAAUGAACUGCCCAAAAUCGUGCCACUUCUACAUGCAAAGCUCAGGCGAUUCUAUUCAGUCACCGAACUACCCAAACAAGUAUGAACCAAACCUUGACUGCAAGUGGACACUGGAAGGUCCUUUGGGAACUGGAAUCGUUUUACAAUUUUCAGAGUUCGAGACCGAGGCGAAUUUCGACACAGUGCAAGUCCUGUCAGGGGGCAGAACAGAAGAAUCCAGCGUUUCGUUGGUUACUCUUUCUGGCAAGCAAGACCUAAACUCCAAGUCCUUCAUGACAGCAUCGAAUUUGAUGAUCAUCAAGUUUAGAACCGAUGCAUCUGCCGAGAAGAGAGGCUUCAGGGCCAGUUGGAAGACAGAGCCUGUGAAGUGCGGAGGAGAGCUCAUGGCCCAGCCUAGCGCACAGGUAUUGAACUCCCCAAUGUAUCCGGAGCCUUAUCCUGGCGGCUUGGAGUGUCUUUGGGUCAUCACAGCACCUCCAAGCAAGAUCAUCUCACUUGAGAUUGUUGAUUUAGACCUGGAACCAGACAAAGACUUCAUCCUGGUCAGAGAUGGCUCCCUCCCAUCUGAUCCACUUCUCAAAACACUGACUGGCCCUGCAUCAGAAAAUCCACAAUUUCUAAUGUCUACUCGGGAUCGCCUGUAUCUCUACUUCCGCUCAAGCUUUGGUGACAGCAGGCGAGGAUUUUCCAUCCGUUUCCGCUCAGGUUGCGAAGUCGAUAUCACCUCUACCUCUGGCAAUGUUUCUUCUCCUGCUUUUGGUGUUGACAAAUAUCCACCCAACCAAGUCUGUGCUUACCGCAUCACAAGACCUGGAGGGGGACCAGUGUCACUCAAGUUUGAGAAAUUUGCUGUUGCUCCAGAUGAUUUCGUGCAGAUCUAUGAUGGAUCGGACACAAGAAAUGGCAUCAGGCUGCAUCCAGGCCAAGGGUACACAGGUACAAAUAGACCAACCCUCACCCUGACUGCAAGCAGUGGCCAAAUGUUUGUCCUCUUCACCAGCAAUCCCCUAAACACAGCAGCUGGGUGGCAAGCCAGCUUCAGCGCAGACUGUCCUCUUCUAACUGUCGGUGAAGGAGCACUGGCUUCAAGUCGUGAAACAACGUUUGGUGCCAAGGUGACAUAUGUUUGCCCAGCAGGGCAAGAAUUCAGUAAUGGCAUGUCUAAAAUUGUAGCAGAAUGUAUGCCAGGAGGCAAAUGGAGCAUUGGCUCCAUACCAAGGUGCCAAGAACGCUACUGUGGUGCAGUGCCGCAAAUUGACAGUGGCUUUGCUGUGGCAGCAACUAAUGUGACAUAUCGCGGACAAGCAACCUACCAAUGCUAUGCUGGCUUUGCCUUCACGGGUGGCUUCCCGACGCAAACAAUUCGCUGCAACGAAGAAGGCAAAUGGGUCAACCUGCCUACAUGUCUGGCCUCAUCAUGUCCUCCACUGCCUGAGGUGCCACAUACGGUACAUACCAUACUCAAUGGUGGAGGCAAGAACUACGGCACUGUGGUGCGCUUCGAGUGUGAGCCAGGCUACAUUCGCACUGGCUACCCCGUUAUUGUCUGCAAGAGUGAUGGUCAGUGGUCAGCAGCACCACCAACCUGCAAGCGAGCUCAGUGUUUAGACCUUCCGGACAUCAAAAAUGGCUUUGUCCUAGACUCAAGAAGAACAUACUACUUUGAGGAUGAAGCAAAGAUACAGUGCCAUAAGGGCUACAGGCUCGAGGGAAGCCAUGUUGUUACUUGUGGACCUAACCAGACUUUCGAUAACCUUCCAACUUGCCGAGAUAUAAAUGAAUGUGCAUCAUCAUCAGCCUGUGACUCAGCAUCAACUAUCUGCACAAACACUGCUGGAGGCUUCUUCUGCAAGUGCAAGAAAGGCUUUGAGCCCAACCUAGACUGCAGGCCAGUUGGUGACCUCGGACUGAGUAAUGGAGCCAUCCCUGACACAAGCAUUAAAGUUUCUGGUACAGAAGGAGGAUACCACAAAAAU